Messenger RNA from Auanema sp. JU1783, 648 nucleotides. The record is from the annotation of a GenBank genome assembly. Lineage: Eukaryota; Metazoa; Nematoda; Chromadorea; Rhabditida; Rhabditidae.
AUGAAAGUCCUUUUUACUAUUCUCAUUGUGAGUGCAUUGUACUUCGGAUAUGUCACUGCCUGUGCCGCCUAUGGAAUUGGCAUUGAAAAGUACAGAAAGAUAGAUGUGAGUGGCUUCUAUCUCCCCAUCCAAUUGGUUGUCUCCGGAAGAAAUGUGACUAAUGGAAUCAUCAAUCAAGCUGCUGUUAGUCCAGAACAAGCUCGUCAACGUGUCAUGACUGUAACUGAAACCGUUGUUAAGAGAGUUAUUGGUGACUUGAUGCAGAUACUCGGCUUGGGUACUUUGAUCGGAGAUGUUGAAAGACAAAUCCUUGUUGAUACAGUCAGUUAUGAGCCGAUCACAUGUCAAGAGUACAAGACUCGUCUCAAUUCAACUCUCUUUACCUACGCAUCAACAUACAUCUGUGUGGUCGACGAUGAUAACAUCAUCCGCAAUGUGUGUGACAACAUGACAACUUGCAACUUGAACCAGCAUAUGUCUAUUCCAUCGGAGUACCGUCAAUUACAAAUAACUUUGAAGAUCCGAAAUAGCAUCGUGGGUACAUGGACAUCUGAUGAUUGGAAUAGAUUCUCUCGUUCAUUCCAAACUGAAAUGCUGCGAACUGAAUUUGGAACCGCCUUCAAUCAAGCCAGAAUAACAGUUUCUUAA